This is a messenger RNA of Eruca vesicaria subsp. sativa (arugula), 621 nucleotides long. The record is from the annotation of a GenBank genome assembly. NCBI's taxonomy places the organism in Eukaryota, Viridiplantae, Streptophyta, Magnoliopsida, Brassicales, Brassicaceae.
AUGAUGAUCAUCAAGUCAUUAAUAUAUGUCUUAUUCUUCUUCCUCGUUAAUUCUCUUCAUCAGGUUCUUGGUCAAUAUAGCCAACUAAACACAACUUCCUCAUGGCUAAAGAACCACACCACACUUCCACUGGAUAAACCACCAAAGCCGCCGAUUUGUAAAAUUAUUGCUUGCAAGCGGUCCGGACCACCAACGGCUAGAAAGAGAUGCUGUCGUAACCAAUGCGUUGAUCUCUUGUCUGAUCCAAACCAUUGCCGGUUCUGUUUCAAGAGAUGCCGGUUUGCUUUGUCUUGCUGCAAUGGAAAAUGCGUAGACACUAACAAUGAUCCUUCUAAUUGUGGACAAUGCGGUAACAAGUGUGAUCCUGGUGCGCCUUGUGAAUUUGGUAUGUGUGGUUAUGCUGCUCCGUCGCCUCAGCCUAGAAAACGUCCUCGUCAUCCUAAACGGCCACGUCCUCCUCCGUCACCGAAAAGUGACGAUUGGAUCAGACUAGUAUUAUCUUUGAUGGGUUCUCGUCAGGCAGAGCAAACAGAGAUAGGUGUUGUUGCGGUGGAGGUGUACGAGAGGAUCGACGGUGCGAAGCAGAUGAUGGACAUGAGUAACAACAACUAUGAUCUCUAA